UAACAAGUGUUUGCCGUCUUUGGACAUUCAGUGUGCGAUAUCCCGGCGUACGGUGCAGACAACGGCUCAUGCGAUCAGCUAAAAGACAAAAGUUUCAAACAAAAAUACACUAAAAAGUAUUUAAACUUAAAAUUAGCAGCUAAAGUUAAGCAUUAAAUGUAUAUUGCAACGCGCUAAGUUUCAAUCUCGAAGUAAAGACUACAUUUUUUUAUUGUUUCUGUUUCGGUGACACAAAAAAUUCAAAAAUAAAAAUAUCAUAUAAUAAUACUAAAUAAAUACAACAAAUACCUCAAUCACGUGCUAAAAGUGGCGAAAAAUUCAAAAAAUAUUUAAAACCUAUUAAAGUGAUUUUGAAACAAUCCAAAGAACUGAUAUAAAAACCAUAUCAACGGUCCGGUGACUAAGCCCAGCCUAUCAGCCUCAGCCCUUCUACCUCUGUAACCCCCAAAAAACCAGAAACCAAACAUCUCACCAACCACACUAGAACCCAUCCCAACACAACAGUCCCCCCCCCCCAACAAGACCACGGAUUACGGAUUCAGACUACGGACAGUAUCAACAAAAAACGCACAAAACUGACGGAAUCAAGAGUAACCACUUGGCGCCAGAACCAUCCCCACAUCCGUCACUACAAUGUAAACCAUACGUUUCUCCAGAUUCCUUCAAUAUUUGUUCCGAUUUACAAUUCUUUAUACAUUCUGUAGUGAUUACCAACAUAGAUCGAUAGACACGUAAGCCAACAGCAGAAAUACAAAAAGCAAUCAAUGCACUUUCCAUAAUUUAUUAAAUUAUUUAUGUAAAAUAAAAAACAAUUUGUGAUAUAUCUAUUUUUUUGUGUUUAGUCGUAGUUAGAAAACCGAUAAAAAAAACAAUAAAACUAAUAGUUAAAAAAUAAAAACUGAAAAAAACCAAAACAAAAAGUAUGCAAAGCCCAUAGACAGUAAUCGAUAACGAUAAACAAAAAAAAAAAAACAAAAAAUAUAUAUUUAUUAGUGCACAUUUUUUUCAUUUGUGUUUUGUAUAAUUUAAAAGUGUAUUAUUAUUUUUUUUAAAUUAAUUAUUAGCUAAGCAGAAGCAGAGAUUAGUUCAAAUUAAGUUUAGUCGAUGAGUUUCAGUUGCGAAUACUCGCUUGAUAGAAGAGGCCCCCACACACGACACGACACGAUAGAACAGAACAGAACAGAGCACAUGCACGCAGCCUCAGAGCUGCUCUACACGACUCAAUAAAGACGUAGACACACGACACAAAUGCUAAAAUGUCGCUGCCCAACGAACAGACAAACAUGCCGCACAAUCCCGACACACCAUCCUCAAAUGCAUCCACAACCUCCUCACCCACAUCCACAACAACAACAGUAUCGACACCAACACCGGCAACACCUUCCACAACAACAACAACAAAUACACCUAAUGAGCUGAAACAACGCCUGACGCCAUUGAAUGUGCGUCGUUUAUCGGGCUACGUAAAUCCGCAAGCGAUCAGCGAUAAUGCUAUUGAUAGUAAUGAUGAUCCCCCGCCCACCACCAUUAACAUUGGUCUCUACAAUAACAACAACAAUAAUAAUAAUAAUAACAACAACAAUAAUACAAAUAAUAACAACAACACAACGCCACCAUCCGCAUAUGCCACACCACCAAUAUACCAACAACAGUUGUCAACACUGACAACAACAACACCGCUAGAUGUGGCACAGGAUGAUAAAUAUCGAUUGUUUACCAUUUUCAAUGGAAACGAUCCCGACAAUGAGAAAUUGUCGGGCCUACCACAUUCGACAACCGGUUCACUAAGCUCAAUCAUCACGACGUCCAUAGCAUCCUCCGAACCGGAUCCUGGAGCGGCGAGUGGCGGCGGCGGCGGUGGAGGCGGUGGAGGCAGUGGCGGAAGCGGUAGCGGUAGCGGUAAUGGUGGCAUUGGAUCAGGAGCCCUGGUGGCAGCAGAUGCCUCCAGUAUCGCGGGCAUCAAUGGCAGCUCCGAGGAGAAGUUGGCCCUCAACCGGCCGGGCAUCAAGCAGGAGAAGUGGACCACCAUCCUGCUCCAGGUAUCCAUUCCGUUCUUUCUGGCCGGCAUCGGGACCAUCGGAGCUGGCAUUGUCCUGGGACGUGUAGAGAAAUGGUAUGUCUUCAAGAAUGUGAGUGAGCUGUUCAUUUUGGUGCCGGCGCUGUUGGGACUGAAGGGUAAUCUGGACAUGUGCCUGGCCUCGCGACUCUCCACCCAGGUGAAUCUGGGCAACAUGACCAGUCGGCAGGGCGUGGUGCGGAUGAUUGUGGGGAACAUAGCACUGGUGCAGGUGCAGGCCACUGUGGCCUCCUUCCUGGUGGCCAUGUUUGCGGUGAGCGUGGGAGCGGCGAUGACCGGCGAGUUCUACUUUGAGAAUAUGAUGCUCCUGACCGCCUCGGCCAUGUUCACGGCCACCUCCUCGUGCUUUGUGCUGGACUUUGUCCUGGUGGCUGUGAUUUUGUUCUCGCAGAAGUAUCGCCUCAACCCGGACAACCUGGCCACUCCCCUGGCCGCCUCCAUCGGCGAUGUGGUGUCCAUCAGUCUGCUCUCCUUUAUUGCCUCGCUGCUGUAUGAGCAUAUCAAAACGCACCUGUGGAUCACCUUCAUCGUGGUCUGCUGCUACCUGGUGCUGCUGCCCAUGUGGGUGAUGAUCGUGCUGAGGAACGAGUACACGCGACCGGUCCUAAAGAGCGGAUGGGUGCCCGUUCUGUCCGCACUCUGUAUAAGUGGGCUGGGUGGCCUUGUGUUGGAUGCCGCCGUUGAGGUAUUCAAUGGCUUUGUGGUCUUUCAGCCGAUCAUCAAUGGAAUCGGCGGCAAUCUGGUGUCGGUGCAGGCCAGCAAGAUAUCAACGAUGCUGCACCAGAGCUCAAUUAUUGGCAUUAUACCACCGCACACCAAGAUCUUUGAGUGGCCCUGGAGGGCGCUCUUCAAAGGAGUUCCCUAUGCGAAAACGGCGAGGAUACUCAUUGCCAUGUCCAUUCCCGGCAAUAUACUGUUCAUAUUCGCGGCCGACUACAUAAACAUGAGCACCUCGACGGUGUCCUGGGUGUUUGUGGUCUCCUAUCUGACCGCCAGCUUGGUUCAGGUGAUGCUGCUGCUGUACAUUGCCCACAUAAUCGUCCAUGCGAUGUGGAAGUGGAAGAUCGAUCCGGACAACUCGGCCAUACCCUACCUGACGGCGCUGGGCGAUCUCCUGGGAAGCAGUCUGCUGGCCGUGGCGUGGCUCUUCACCAUGUCCGUGGGGAUGCAGUAUGGCUCCGGAAUGGAGACCCUCAAUGCCCCCAACUAGGAAAAAAAAAAUAUAAAUAAAAAUUAAAAACAGAAACUAAACCGGAAACGGAAACGGAUACGGAAACGGAAGACACACAAUUUAAAGAACUGUUAUGUACCUAAAUGAAAAUUCAACCCAAAACACCUAGAAAGACACCCAAGAACACCUCGACAACACAACAAAUAAUAGAAAAUAGUUAAAAACCAAACACCUAGAGAUCGUGCUAACCAAUUAUGUAAUGUAAUGUCGGAUGAGGAUGUGUGGAGGCGAGGCGAGUUAUCCUUUAACCCCAUUGUGUCCUUCUCUACAUGGCUUUUGCUUGUGUUCCUUUUGCUCUACCGAUAAAUUAUGAUUUUGAGUAUGGUAUAUAUAUAUCUAUAUAUAUAUACGCGCUUAUAUAUAAACACAGAUGUCGAUUUGCAGGCAUGCUGCGUCAUAUUUUUUUAAGGCUUUUAGGACAAUAUUAUACAAGUUUAAAAAAAUAUAUAUACAACUAAAAAAAAAAGCAACAGCAGAAGAGAGAAAAGAACUAAUGGAAAAACUA
Drosophila ananassae is the source of this 3813-nucleotide messenger RNA. RefSeq names its product solute carrier family 41 member 2. NCBI's taxonomy places the organism in Eukaryota, Metazoa, Arthropoda, Insecta, Diptera, Drosophilidae. Gene Ontology annotation, biological process: monoatomic cation transport. Gene Ontology annotation, cellular component: plasma membrane. Gene Ontology annotation, molecular function: monoatomic cation transmembrane transporter activity. The transcript has 9 exons. The record is from RefSeq and is a predicted model, not a curated record. The coding region runs from base 1257 to 3287 and encodes 676 amino acids.